UUGAGGGAAUCGCAAGAACAGGUUUCAAUCUAGUUGCUUGAUCACUAAUUCAGAUAGAUUUUCAAGUAUGAAAUAGUCAUGAUAGACUAUUAGAGCCAACCUUUUGAAUUAGUUUAUAAAAAGAUUGAUUUCUAUUCAGAGAAAGAAUCAAGAAAUAAGAUGGAAUUUGGUUUGAAGAGGGAAUAUACCCAAAAGAAUAAAGGACAAAUAGAAGAAAACCCAGGAAAUUUGUGUGAAGUUAUAAUUGGCCAAGGAACAAGAAAAGAAGAAAAUAUCUUAAAAAAUCAAAACUAAUUACCUAACAAAUGGAGAAGAAUAAUGUUGAAAAGCUGGGAGUCUCACCCCUCAAGUCUAUCUUAGAGCCUCCAAAAGAAACUCCGACGACUAUUAAGAAUACUAAUACUGAUAACUGAGCCCCUACUGUCAAAAACAAGUGACAACAAAAUAUCACUAAAGCUAUUAUCUAAAUUAAUCUUCAUAAAGUAACUUCUGCAAAAUCUCUCUAUGUCUAUUUCAAAGCUAAGCAUCUUAAAAUCAAAAUUGAGCCACAAGAGGGCAAUAUAUCUAUGUUAAACUUUCUGAGGAGGUUUCUCCAGAGGGUUAAUUUUAAAGUACCGAGACAAAAAGAUACUAAUUUGCACCCCUACUAAUUAUACAGAAACUGUUAAGAAACCACCAUUACAGGAAACCAAGCAAUUGGUCCAAAGACUGUAGAUAACAUCAAUAGGAUUGAUCAAUUUGUUGAAGAAGCACAGCCCGAUCUCUAAAAAAUCAGUUUCAGAAAAUCUAAAACACUGAAUGAAUUACAAACUACUAAAGGAACAGAACAGCAGAAGUUAAUGGAUAAGUGCAUGGUUACUGUAAAAUCUCCUAUCAGGGAUACUCCAGACGAUCCUUCCAAGUAUGGAUAAGAC
Moneuplotes crassus is the source of this 914-nucleotide messenger RNA. The record is from the annotation of a GenBank genome assembly. NCBI's taxonomy places the organism in Eukaryota, Ciliophora, Spirotrichea, Euplotida, Euplotidae.